This is a messenger RNA of Glycine soja, 3768 nucleotides long. RefSeq names its product nuclear pore complex protein NUP98A-like. The record is from RefSeq and is a predicted model, not a curated record. The transcript is spliced from 12 exons. The coding region runs from base 359 to 3475 and encodes 1038 amino acids. NCBI's taxonomy places the organism in Eukaryota, Viridiplantae, Streptophyta, Magnoliopsida, Fabales, Fabaceae. Gene Ontology annotation, biological process: post-transcriptional tethering of RNA polymerase II gene DNA at nuclear periphery; protein import into nucleus; RNA export from nucleus. Gene Ontology annotation, cellular component: nuclear pore cytoplasmic filaments; nuclear pore. Gene Ontology annotation, molecular function: structural constituent of nuclear pore.
AGGCCCAAACCGUUCUCAUCCAAAAACACUCACGUUUCGACACACAAAAAAAAGGAAAACCCUUCUUAGCUUAGCUUCUUCUUCUCCGAUCAACAGUCGCCUCCUCUCCUCCUUAUUUUGCGUCGCCUCGCCGGAAAGACACAAAACAGAGAGAGAGAGAGAGAGAGAAGGGUCCGUAUAAAUUAGGGUUUCUUUCACCUAACAGAGCCGUCGAACCUAGCCUCUUUUUUCUUCCUCUUUCGCAGAGCGAGCGACUCGCGAAAAUAAGAUCCUGCUCCUGAUCUAGGUCGCAAAAUCGCAGAAUCAUUCGAUUUUGCGAUUCAGAUCCUGAUUUUUACUACCUUGCCUGUGAGGAACGAUGUUUGGUUCGAACCCUUUUGGGCAGUCGUCGUCGAGCCCUUUCGGCUCUCAAUCGGUUUUCGGACAGACCAAUUCGAGUAGCAAUAAUCCUUUUGCCCCUAAGCCAUUUGGUAGUACAGCUCCAUUUGGUUCGCAAACCGGCGGUUCCAUAUUUGGAGGUACUUCCACGGGGGUGUUUGGAACAGCUCAACCGUCUUCUCCAUUCGGUGCUUCGUCAUCACCGGCUUUCGGUAGUUCACAACCCGCUUUUGUGUCAUCUUCAACUCCUGCUUUUGGUAGUUCCUCGUCGUCGUUUGGUGGAUCUUCAGUUUUUGGUCAGAAGCCUGCUUUUGGAGGCUUUGGAUCUACUCCUACUCAAACAACUCCAUUUGGUGCUGCUCAGCCAUCACAACCAGCUUUUGGAAGCAGCAUAUUUGGUUCCUCAACACCUUUUGGUGCAUCGUCUCAGCCUGCAUUUGGUGCGACAAGCAACCCAGCAUUUGGUGCUACAAGCACUCCUGCAUUUGGUGCAACGAGCACCCCUGCGUUUGGUGCAACGAGCACUCCUGCAUUUGGUGCUACAAGCACCCCCUCAUUUGGUGCAACUAGCACCCCUGCUUUUGGUGCUACAAGCAGUCCUGCAUUCGGUGCAACCAGUGCCCCUGCAUUUGGUUCAACCUCAACUCCAGCUUUUGGUAGCACAGGGAGUGCAUUUGGGGUGUCAAGUACUCCUGUAUUUGGUAGUGGGGGAGCAUUUGGGGCUUCGAGUAACCCUAUGUUUGGUUCAUCAAGUACAUCUGCUUUUGGCACUUCAAGCAGUCCAUUUGGGGCUACUAGUACUCCUGCUUUUGGGGCCUCUAGUACCCCAGCAUUCAGUUUUGGAUCCACUCCUCAAGCUUUUGGUCAAUCAUCUUCUGCAUUUGGUAACAGCAGCCCAUUUGGGAGUACAGCCUCACCCUUUGGAGGUCAGAGUUCAGCGUUUGGAUCCCAAACUCCGACAUCAACUUUUGGAAAUACUGGUGGGCAGUCAGGUUUUGGAGGUCAACAACGGGGUGGAAGUAGAGUAGCUAGUUACACAGCAACAACUGAAGCAGAUAGUGGUACCUCUGGACAGACUGCAAAAUUGGAGUCCAUAUCUGCCAUGCCUAUUUACAAAGACAAAAGUCAUGAGGAACUAAGAUGGGAGGACUAUCAAUUGGGAGAUAAAGGUGGAUCACUUCCCUCUACGCAAUCAACUGGUUUGACAGGCUUUGGUUCGUCUACAACACAGACAAAUGCCUUUUCUCCUUCACCAGUGUUUGGUCAAUCAUCAGCCAAUCCUUUCUCUAGCACAGCACCUAAUUCUAACCCUUUUGCGCAAAAGAGUUCACCUUUUUCUUCUGGAUUUGGAACUUCGGCUGCUCCUGCCUUCAGUUCAUCAGCUUUUGGUUCUUCAACGUCAGCAGCAGCACCUUCUCUUUUUGGCUCAUCGCCAUCUCCAUUUGGAGCUAACUCUUCUUCAACACCCGGCUUUGGGCAAUCUCCAUCCCUGUUUAAUACUGCUCCUGCUCAGGCUACAUCUUCACCAUUUGGCAAUAGCAUUUUUGGCAACACACAGUCAUCUCCAUUAUUUAGUUCUGCAGCCCCUACAGGUGGACAGACAGGUUCAGCUUUUGGGCAGAAUACCUCCCCCUUUGGACAGACUACUACACCUUCUUUUAGUCAAUCAAGCCUGUUCAGUUCACCUUCUUCUGGGCUUGUUGGAAGUAUUUUCUCAUCAAGUGCACCUCUCACUUCUAAUAAUCUGACAGGUUUUGGUCAAACAGCGCCAUCCAUUUCAACACCUUUUCAACCUGCACAACCUGCUCAGUCGAGUGGUGCUUUUGGCUUUAGCAACUUUGGUCAGACACAACCUGUUGGUGCAAGCAGCUUCGGUGGCACUCCAGGCAUAUUUGGUCAGAAUAAUUUUGGACUCGUGUCUUCUACCCCCCAGAGUUCAGUGGCUGUACAAGCAGUUCCGAAUACAAAUCCAUUUGGAACACUUCCUGCGUUGCCUCAGAUGUCAAUUGGUCGAGUUGGAACCACUCCUUCAAUUCAAUAUGGAAUCUCUAGCAUGCCUGCUCUAGACAAACCUGCUCCUGUUAGAAUAUCCUCUUUAUUGACAUCUCGGCAUCUCUCUCAAAGACGAAUAAGGCUUCCUGUCAGGAAAUAUCAUUCUAAGAAUGAUGGUCCAAAGGUUGCAUUCUUCAGUGAUGAUGAGGAUACUCCAACGACACCCAAGGCUGAUGCUCUGUUCAUUCCUAGGGAAAAUCCAAGGGCGUUGAUAAUUUGUCCCAUGGAGCAAUGGCCAGGAAAGGUUUCCGAGAAGCCAUCAACAUUUAAGGAUAGAUCCAUCCCAGUGAAUGAGAAUGGAAAUAUCUCGAAAGAUGCAUCUGUAACACCUGAUAGAACCACUUCACAGGAUAAAGAUAAAGAGAAGAGUGCUGUAGAAAAUGGUGUUGUCAAGGAGCAAGCUCAGCCUAUAACGACAAAGCCAACAUCCAAUGGGAGCAAUGAAGAUCAUUCUCUACAAAAGGCGGACGUGUACAAGACACUCAGUGGUCACAGAGCUGGUGAGGCUGCCAUUGUCUAUGAACAUGGAGCUGAUGUUGAGGCACUAAUGCCAAAACUACGGCGAUCUGAUUACUACACACUGCCUCGUAUACAUGAACUGGCGGCCAAGGAAAGAGCUGAACCAGGAUUCUGCAGUCAUGUUAAGGACUUCGUGGUUGGAAGGCAAGGUUAUGGCAGCAUCAGAUUCUUGGGUGAGACGGACGUGCGACGGCUCGAUCUUGAGUCCCUCAUUCAGUUUAACAACCGGGAGGUGAUUGUAUACAUGGAUGAUUUAAAGAAACCUCCUGUUGGACAAGGGCUGAAUAAGCCUGCUGAGGUGACACUACUCAACAUAAAAUGUUUCGACAAAAAAACUGGCCAUCAGUAUACAGAAGGACCGAAGAUUGAGAAAUACAAGGAGAUGCUCAAGAGAAAGGCUGAGGACCAAGGUGCUGAAUUUUUAUCAUAUGAUCCCACUAAAGGAGAGUGGAAGAUCAGGGUCAGCCAUUUCAGCAUCUACAAGCUAGUAGAAGAUGAAAACAGUUGGAUAAAUGAUGACAACUAAGGUUGGUCCGUCUGGUUUUGAUACAGUGGAAGACCACAGUAAAUUUGAUAGUUUCAGAACCAAUGUUCUGCUUUAAAAUGUAUUUGUUUUUUUCCUGUAAAUUGUCACUGUAUUGUGUGGAUAUAGCUUGGGCCAAUGUUGUUGAUGUGGUUCUUAUCUUGCUUUGGGGAUAUUUGAUAGAUCUUACGGUUGGGGAUGUUCAAAUAUGGGUUUCCUAGUAUCAUUUUUUUACGUACUUAAAUUUUGAUUCGCAUAGCUGUUACGGUUAUUUCAACUUUUAUUUUUUUGAAUUA